This is a messenger RNA of Zea mays, 2685 nucleotides long. Its product is annotated as SCP1-like small phosphatase 4b. The transcript has 7 exons. The record is from RefSeq and is a predicted model, not a curated record. Gene Ontology annotation, molecular function: phosphatase activity. NCBI's taxonomy places the organism in Eukaryota, Viridiplantae, Streptophyta, Magnoliopsida, Poales, Poaceae. Bases 885 to 2231 code for a protein of 448 amino acids.
CUAGUGGAGUUUGUAUCUACCAAUGAGAUUCUAGGGCUACAAAUAAUCUUUAAUCAUUAUUUUACAAGCCUCUUUACUAUGUAACUAGGUUAUUAUAUGGACUUACUAAUGGAAGUUCCUAACAUACAAUGCAUUCCCAACACAAAACUCAAAACAUUUACGAGUAGCGUACAUUGAAUUAUGGAGGGUCAAAGAUGUUAGAAAGAAAAAAGAUGAAAAAGAAAAGGGAAAAAGAUAAUAUGGACUUUUAUUUGGUGGCCCAUCUAAAAGCUUAUUAGUUCAGCACAAAAUAAGUUCCACCAGACCCGCACGUUUCUUUAACCUAACCUUUUUUUUACUGCUCCAGCGAAGGCACAGCCGCCGCCAUUACUUCAUCUUCCUCGCAGCGCCGGCGCCCCAUCCUGCGGCCCUCGUGAUCGGGCUCUCAGCGACGGCGUCAGCGGCUUCCCCUUCCGCCUCUCGCCAGUCGCCUCGCGCCCUCGCCUCCGGCCCUCCACACACCGGCCUGCGACCUUGCGUGCCUGCCUCUCUCUCUCUCCUCCUUCCGGUGGAACGGCGCCCGGCUGCGCCGCGCGCGCCUUGAGGGUAGCGGGAGCCAACAGCCGCUGCUCCACCAAGGCGGUCGCGCCGCUUUGGGAGCGCUUAUGCCCCAAAGCGAAGCGUCACCCGUCCGCUUAGCGCGCUGAAGCGCGCGCUUAGUGCCGCUUCUUGGAACCCUAACGGCUGUACCUGGCAAAAAGAGGGCAAUUAUUGUGUGUGCAACAGAGCACAUGCAGAAAGAUCUGAUUCAAGUGUGGAAACUUUGUGAGACGGCUAUCUUUUUUUUCAAAGUCAGCGUCUUUUCGGUGGAUCUGUAGAGGACUUUAAUUCUCUGAAGGAGUGCAAUGGUCAAGUUGCCUGCACUGAGAAUGAAGAGGAUGUUUCAUGGUGAUGAUUGUGCUAAUGAGUUCAAAAUCAGGACCAUGAAAUCCAUGAAAGUUUCACACUUUCAUGUCAGCGAGUUAGAGCAGUCAGCUAUGUCGAACUUAUCAGAUAAAACUCCUCAAGAUGCAUCUCCUUGUUCUGCAGAGCCAGACCCAACCAUUCAACUUGCUGACCAGGAUAUUAGGGUAACAGAAGCUUCUGGCUUGCAUGAUCUGAUUGGAGGAAAAUCCAUGCUCGAGGAUUUAACAUCCGAAGUGAUAGAUUCACCAAAUUCAGAGGGUGACUCCUCUGCUAAUUAUGAUGACAACAAAUCUGUGUUACAUGCAGUGAAUUAUGUUGGCAAAGAGUUUGCAGAUGAUGGUGUAGAUUCUUCAUUCCAGAAUUUCUGUUUUAGUGAUCAUGAGGCGAACUGGGGUUUGAAUGAGUGUUGCAGACUGAUGGAUAUUUAUAGUCCAGAUGACGAUUUCUCUUAUUUGCUUGAUAGUCCACCUGAUCUUCUGCCUAGUUAUACUGGAUUUUGUGAUGAAUUUGUAUCAAUAGAUGCAUUGAUGAAUAUGAGUAGCAGAUGUGGAAUCUUCCCACUUAUUGAGAGCGCUACGGAAGCCAGUGUUGAUAAUAAGCCAUGCUCAUCUGAGGUGGAUUUGUGCUUUAAUAAUUCUGAGGUAUUAGAGUGGCUCAACCCUAAUCUAUUGGAGGGGGAUUUACCAGAUCUUGUUGAUUUUGCUGAGUUAAAUUCAAAUGCUACCCCUGCAAAAAAAGAGCAAUGGACCAGGAAUGUUACUCUCGUGCUUGAUUUGGAUGAAACCCUUGUUCAUUCAACUAUGAAGCAUUGUGAUGACGCUGAUUUCACAUUUUCUAUGUUCUAUGAUAUGAAAGAGCAUGUUGUAUACGUGAAAAAGAGACCGCAUGUCCAUAUGUUCCUCCAAAGGAUGGUUGAAAUGUUUGAGGUAGUGAUAUUUACUGCCAGUCAAAGUGUUUAUGCAGACCAGUUGCUUGACAUGCUGGAUCCAGAGAAGAAACUUUUCUCCAAGCGUUUCUUCCGGGAAUCGUGUUUGAUCACAGACAGCGGCUACAGAAAAGAUCUGACUGUUGUUGGAGUCGACCUUGCCAAGGUUGCCAUAAUUGACAACACUCCACAGGUUUUUGAGCUGCAAGUGAACAAUGGUAUACCAAUAGAGAGUUGGUAUAGCAACCCCUUGGACGAGGCGUUACCUCAGUUGAUCCCAUUCUUGGAGACCCUCGCUGUAGCAGAUGAUGUCCGGCCUAUCAUUGCCAAGAAGUUUGGCAAUAUAAUAGAUAAUCGCUAAGGUUCUUAAAUAAGUAUAGGGUUAGUCUUGUUUACUGGAAGAACCUAGAUGACAUCUUUAACUGGUCAAGGUGGGGGCAUUUUUCUCUUAAGGGCUAGUUUGGGAACCCUAUUUUCCUAAGUUUUUUUUUUCCAUUUUCCCAAGUAAAAUUAGUUCAUUUUUUCUUGGGAAAAUAUAAAUCCCUUGGAAAAUGAAGUUCUCAAACCAACUCUAAGGGCUAGUUUGGGAGUCACUUCCGGUUUUGUGGCUCCCAAACUAGCCCUAAAAGGCAGGUUGGCCCGUAGGAAUUAAGAGUAGGAAUUAAGAGUUUCGGUGAUGGGGCUAUUCCUUAGAAGAACUGUACAUAUCCUAAAUUUUGUUUUGCAACUUUGUACAUAGGAUGGUUGGAAUUGAAAGACAAACAUCUAUGCAAAGUUUCUUUGCAUUUUGCUCAAUGUGGUUUAAUGUUCGCAGC